Messenger RNA from Sceloporus undulatus (fence lizard), 2000 nucleotides. RefSeq names its product nuclear factor 1 B-type-like. The transcript is spliced from 3 exons. The annotation marks the transcript as partial. Gene Ontology annotation, molecular function: DNA-binding transcription factor activity, RNA polymerase II-specific; RNA polymerase II cis-regulatory region sequence-specific DNA binding. NCBI's taxonomy places the organism in Eukaryota, Metazoa, Chordata, Lepidosauria, Squamata, Phrynosomatidae. Gene Ontology annotation, biological process: regulation of transcription by RNA polymerase II. The record is from RefSeq and is a predicted model, not a curated record. Gene Ontology annotation, cellular component: nucleus.
AGGCUGUUUGUUUUGGGGGGAAAUAUUACUUUUAAUGCUCCUUCAGGUGUACUAAUUGCAUUCUUGUUUUUCAUUCCAGUGUAUCUUGAAGAUAGUUUUGUAAAAUCAGGAGUCUUCAACGUAUCAGAACUGGUGCGAGUGUCUAGAACGCCGAUAACCCAGGGAGCUGGAGUAAACUUCCCUAUUGGAGAACUUCCAAGUCAACCAUACUAUCAUGACAUGAACUCGGGUGUAAACUUACAAAGAUCGCUAUCCUCUCCACCAACCAGUAAGAGACCCAAAACUAUAUCCAUAGAUGAGAAUAUGGAACCAAGCCCAACAGGGGACUUUUAUCCUUCCCCAAAUUCACCAGCUGCUGGGAGUAGGACAUGGCAUGAAAGAGAUCAAGGUGAGUAAAUCUGUAUUAUUUAAAAGUUCUUAACAGUAUGUUCCUGUGUGUAAUUACUCAGAAAUAAGCACAUUGAUUCAGCAGGAUUUAUUACCAGGAGAUUUAUAAAUUGUAAGAUUGCAUCCUUAUAUUUUGAUUUCUGUAAUUUCUUUUAAAACUACGAUUACACUGUUGCAUUUCAGUUUUAAAAAGAGAAUUAAAAUCUGAACUAAGAUUAAAAUAUUUUCCAGAAAGAUUCAGAAUUCAGUGUUGGUUAUAUUUAAAGCAUACCAUGUGAAAUGAGAGCCAGUGUGGUGUAGUGGCGUGUGUGUUGGACUACGACUCUGGAGACCAGGGUUCGAAUCCCAGUUCGACCAUGUAAACCCACUGGGUGACCUUGGUCAAGUCACACACUUUCAGCCACAGAGAAUGACAAUGGCAAACCUCCUCUGAAGAAACUUGCCAAGAAAACCCCAUGAUAGGUUUGCUUUAGGGGUCUCCAUAAUUCGCAAGCGACUUGAAGGCUCACAACAACAACAGAUUUGAAAAUGAAUGAAAAUUGUUAUUCACAACUCAACAAAUUUUAUUUAUUACAGUUAGGUCCAAAACACACUGCAAAAAAUAAAUUAAUUAAAUCAGUUCAUUCUGUUUUAGUCAGGUAGUCUUAAUACAAAGGUUUGCCUUGAUCCAAAUUCAUAGCUAAAUUACAAUAGUAAUAGUAGCUAAUAUGCCAUUAUAUUGUUGAACUCGGUUCAUGUGAUUCAACUCUUUAAAUAACAUUUCCGUAUGUAGUUAAGCAAUCAAAAUUUUGUAAUGUUGACUAGAUUGUUCCUAUUAUUUUAGUUUAUCUUGCUUUCGCUCUGUCCAUGGAAUUUUAUGACCCCUGUCUGCCAUUUUAAAGAGCUCUAGUGUGUUAAACAAAAGUACUUAGAUUACUUCUGUGUUUUCUGUCACACAAGGUGCUAUUUUUUUCUUAAUCUAGACAAAGGAUUCAUUAGCUUGAAGAAUCUGUUAUACAUAUUUUCUUUCAAAGAUUUAGCUCACAAUAGUUUACACAAUUCCUUAGUUAUAUUUGCAAUAUUAGCAGAAGUUCAGUUCUGGACCCCUCACAGAUACUAAAAAUCAUAGGAACUCAAGUUCCAUUAUCACAAAUGGAUGCUGAAGUGCAUGUGUCCACACCACCAUGGACAAUAAUGCAUGCACACCAUUGGCGAUAAUGGGCUGUGCUCAUCUGCCAAUGUCUAGUGUGCCAAUACAGAGGGACGACUGUAAUAAGAUGGUUUCUAAUUCAUUUAUCAACAUGAAUAGCCCAUGUUAUGCAGUUAGAUUUGGUUUGAAUUUAUAAUAGUCAUGAAUUUCUAUAUAAUUUUUAAAGUAACAUUUAGUUUUUGUAGCUUUAUAUGGCUUCUGCCGUUGUUUCAAUAGUUAAUUACACUAUAGAAAAUAUUUGUUGUGCCAAUGAAAAAGGUCCCUUAGCUUUUAUUUGAUAUCUGUGGAUUUCAGUCCCUUUGGAUCAUAGCCAGUUCAGUUUUCCCCUUCCUCUCUUCCUUUUUCAGACUGUUAUAAACAUUGUUUAUUUGUGUUUAUUUGUACAUUCUUUCCACUUGGCCCAAAAUAUUUGGUUAUAUUGUAU